Stegastes partitus (bicolor damselfish) is the source of this 1870-nucleotide messenger RNA. It is a transcript of the gene nradd, whose product is annotated as neurotrophin receptor associated death domain. The coding region runs from base 379 to 1629 and encodes 416 amino acids. Gene Ontology annotation, cellular component: cell surface; plasma membrane. Gene Ontology annotation, molecular function: death receptor activity; nerve growth factor binding; coreceptor activity. The transcript has 6 exons. Gene Ontology annotation, biological process: Rho protein signal transduction. The record is from RefSeq and is a predicted model, not a curated record. NCBI's taxonomy places the organism in Eukaryota, Metazoa, Chordata, Actinopteri, Pomacentridae.
UCUGUUGCAAAGCUGCAGGAGAGGUGGCGGUGCGGGCAUCCUGCGAGCUAAAACACAGUCAGCUUUUGUUUUCAUCUCACAUACUUCCAUCAAGAAAGAAAGAGUCCGAUGCUGCGUUUCCACCGGGAGAAUCUGCGGAUUACGCGCAUUUUUACGCCGCUUUCUCGUGCGUAAAACAAACAUCUGAUUUGCUGGACUAUGAGCGAACUCUCCUGUAUGCGCGUUUUUUGAGAAGUUGGUUGAAUGUAGGAAACUUUUUUUUUUUUGAUGCCACUUUUGAAGACUGCAGGCUGAAGAAAAAAGUUGCUGUCAAAGGUUUUGGAGACGCGCCAGUGUGUCCGCUCGAAGUCAAGGAGGACUUUUGGAGACUCGGAAGACAUGAGACCGUUUGUUGUGUGCGCGCUGCUGCUGUUAAAAGUUACUCUUGGAAAUGCCUGUGCCAGUGGCGAGUUCACUGAAUCGGGCCAGUGUUGCAGUUUGUGUCCUGCUGGCUUUGGAGUGGUGGUGGACUGUGGGAAAGAGGAUACCCAAUGUGCACCAUGCCCGCGGGGAACAUUUUCCCCGUCUGAAGGCUUCGAGCGUUGCCUCCCGUGUGCCAGAUGCCCGUUCAGCGUGCCCACGGUGGCCUCCUGCUCCGCCACCUCCAACACGCAGUGUGAAUGUGACAACGGCUAUUUCUUUUUGAGCUCCCACAACCUGUGUGCGCCGUGCUCCAGAUGUGCCCACGGUGAGGGGGUUGCCCGGGAGUGUGGCCUCCAGGGAGACACGGUGUGUCAGAUCUGCGGCGCCGGAACCUUCUCCGAGGACCUCGUCAGCACCAAACCCUGCCAGAAGUGCACUCAGUGCUCCGACAGCGAGGUGGAGAUCCGUCCCUGUAUGCCCAACUCCGACACACUGUGCAUGGAUAAGAAGCUGGACAUUCUUUCUCGUCCUGCCGACGGAACUAGAGAUGCUACUCGCUGGCCAGGUGGAGACGGUGCGAUGGAGGACGGCGAGUCCAGUCCUGCACCCGAAACGCCCAAGUUUACCCCUCAGGACCCGGGUGACAGCAACAACAUUCUGGCCUACAUGUCUGUUCUGGCUGCGGUUGUGCUGGGUUUGCUUGUAUAUGUGGCGUAUAAAUGCUGGAGAUCGUGUAAACAGAAGAAGGCUCUCUCUAAAGCUCGUGCGGCCGAGUUGGGAAACCCUCCAGAAGGGGAAAAGCUCCAAAGUGACAGCGGUGUGUUUCUGGACUCCUACAGCCUGCAGGACAACCAGCCCAGCAAAGGUGUGGUAGAAGCUAAACUGGAUAGGAUUUCUGAGGCUUCAGAACAAGGUACCAAGAGAGACAGCAAGCAGGACAACCGUCUGUACAUCAACCUGCCCCCCCACCGGCAGCAGGAGGUGGAGCGCCUCCUGCAGGAGGGCAGCGGUCGGGGUUGGAGGCACCUGGGGGCAGCGUUGGGCUACGAGCCCGAACAGCUGGACCUGUUUGGGCGAGGAGAGGCUCCAGCUCACACACUGCUCUCCAACUGGGCCCAGAAAGAAGGCUCCACCCUGGGACUGCUGUGCUCGGCGCUGGCUCGUAUCGAGAGGCCCGACGUGCUCACGGCCCUCAACUCCCCCACGCAGGGUGUUUCUGUGGUCUGACCACCCUCCACGAGUGACACUCACAGACUCGAGUGAGGAACUUUGAACAUGACAAGAGAGGCACUCUGAUAGCAACACCUCUGUCACCGCUGGAAGCUGCCACUGAUGUUUGUUUUUUUUAUAUAUAUAUCGCUUUUUUGACACAUAAUUCAGACAAUGAAAUAAUCUUCUAAGACUUUACCAGAGUUUUUGUUGCCAUUUGGUUUUACAUGGUGCAUGAAAGAAUCUCUUGCAAAUGUGU